AAACUUUCUACAUCAACAUUCCAAGUUCAGGUGCCGAGUAACCCAUCUUCCAAGUUCAGAGAAGCAUUCCAAUUCCAAAUAUCUUUUAGCUCAAAAACAAGAUAAAAUUUUUAUCGUGUAUUCUUUUUUGACCUAUAACUAUUAUAAAUUUGUGAACGAGUUCUCAGUUCUUUUUUGUUGUCUCAGACCUGCUUUUUCAUAUUUCGGAUCUGCCAAGUAAAAAUGGAUAACAAUACAGUGGCAGCUAAUGAACCAACGCCGGAGUGCAGCGAUGCUACGUCGCCAAUUGAACCAAUCGAACAGGAUGCAGAAGAUGGCCAACAAUGUGCAGCUGAAUUCUGUCAAGUAAUCAUCAAGCAGGAACCGCAUUUUGAGCAAGAAGCUGAUGAUUGCAGUCCUGUUAACGACAAACUGGAUAUGAUUCCUCCUAUCUGCAGCACAACUGGUCAAAUUAAUGCAACAGAAAUGACAACAGAUGGAGAAAACCCAGUGGCAGAGUGCAAUGAUGAUGAUGAUGAUGAUGAUGAGGGCCCACAGCCUGCAGGACAAUUUCUACAAGUAUUAAUAGAUCAAGGAACGCAAUGGGAGGAACAGGCUGAAGAAUGUUCAGAAGAACAGGACUACAUCACAUUGAGUAACUAUAAAACUAGCGGUAUUCAAAACAUGGGAAAAGACUUCAUAAAACAUACUGGAGAAAAGCCUUUCUGGUGUGAUCACUGUGAAUAUAAAACUUUACAUAGAAGUCAUUUGAAAGUGCAUCUUCGAACACAUACAAAAGAAAAACCGUUUUGCUGUGAAUUUUGCAACUAUGCAUGCAUUGACGCUGGUAAGUUGAAAGUGCAUAUGAGGAAACAUACAGGCGAAAAACCCUACAGCUGUGAAAUUUGUGAUUUUAAAUGUUCACAGUUGAGUAAUUUGAAAGGACACCGUAGAACACACUCAGACAAAAAGCAUUUCAGUUGUGAACUUUGUGACUACACAUGUGCUCGUUCAUGUAGUUUGAAAAAUCAUUUGUACAAAACUCAUAAUAUUGGCAAGGAACUCAUAAAAUGUGAAUACUGUGACUAUACAAGCUCACAAUCAAGUGAUUUAAAAGUGCAUAUGAGAACCCAUACCGGCGAAAAACCUUAUAGCUGUGAACUGUGCAGUUAUUCAUGCUCACAAUCAGGUCGUAUGGUAUUUCAUAUGAGAACACAUACCGGUGAAAAACCCUACAGUUGUGAAUUUUGUAGCUUUUCAUGCACGCAACCAAGUGGUUUGAAAUCUCAUGUUAAGAAAAUACAUACAGGCAAAAAGAAAUUCAACUGUGAAUUUUGUGAUUUCAAAACUGCUCGUUCAAAUGUUAUGAGAUGUCAUCGGAGAAAACACACUGGCAAAAAAGCCACAGAUGCUCAAACUACAAACAAUGAAAAAGCAUCAAAGAGUUAAAAGACUAAAAACCUUUUAGUCGUGACUAAACAAUAUGCAACAAUGACAAGAUGGCUUUCACUUAGCCUAUGGCAUUCACCUAUGGGGAAAUUGCUCAAUGGCCAUCACACCUCUCAGACUACAAAAAAAGCUAUACGAAUUAUUUGUCAUGCACCAUGCACCACCACUUGCCACUUGCUAACCAUUUUUCCAAAAAUUGUUCAGACUCUCCCAUCUCUAUAUGUAUAUACUAGAUACUUGAUAUACUCGUAUUUGUUUACUUGAUACUAGUUGUCGUUGUCGAAGACUGGGGAUUUCAGAUAGACAGUGUCACGAACACUGUUGGUUGUUAGCAAUUCAAGAUUCGUUUAUUGUCAGAACAUUAAAAACAAUAAUGCAUGACAUCGUCAAAAAACAUACAAGCAAUCACAAAUUUGCUAUUCUGGCUAGUCGUUGAAGUAGAUUUGCUUCAAAAAAAUGGGGCUCAUCCUCAAGCUCAGCAAAUGAGUAGAGUUUCUUGUCGUUUAACUUCUGCUUCACUGUGCUAAGCAAUUUAUUUCAUGGUAAAUUUCUCACUUCACUGGGCAGCCUGUUGAACAUCCAAAUGGCUGCUGCUGGAUAGCCGUUGUAGGUGCUGCGUAGGUCUUGUGUGGGAUGCCUCAAGGUCAGUAGCUCGGCGAGUAUUGUGGCUGUGGAUUUCACCUCCUCUCGUCCAGGCUUCCUGGUUGUCCAUCAGAUGUGUGAGUGAGCACAACACGUACUGGCUCUAGAUGGUGAGGAUCCCCAUACCCUUGAGAGUCUUUUUUCUGUUUAGGGCUACUUGUAAUAUAAAUAGAAAUACAAAUCUCAGUACCCUUUUUUGAAUUAUUUUAUCACAACAUGUUUCAACGUUCAUGCCAUUUUUGGCAU
Messenger RNA from Nilaparvata lugens (brown planthopper), 2316 nucleotides. RefSeq names its product zinc finger protein 180. Gene Ontology annotation, biological process: regulation of transcription by RNA polymerase II. The record is from RefSeq and is a predicted model, not a curated record. Gene Ontology annotation, molecular function: RNA polymerase II cis-regulatory region sequence-specific DNA binding; DNA-binding transcription activator activity, RNA polymerase II-specific. NCBI's taxonomy places the organism in Eukaryota, Metazoa, Arthropoda, Insecta, Hemiptera, Delphacidae. Bases 223 to 1428 code for a protein of 401 amino acids. Gene Ontology annotation, cellular component: nucleus. The transcript has 5 exons.